AUGGGAAACUCUUUGAGAUGCAUAUCGCAAGAGCAAGAUCCGAACCAGAAGAAACCCUCCGUCGUCAACGGAGGAGGAGAGAGUAGUAAUUCCGAGAAACACGUGCGGAGGUUGUCGCUGAUACCAUCUUUCCGGCGCCGGACUUUACUGCCGUCUCUAUCUUGCUCCGGAUCCUCCACGUCUUCAUCUUCCACGUCGAAGAAAGGAGGGAUCAAGACGAAGAAGAAGAUCAGAGAAAGACAUCACCAAGAACAUCACCAUGAUCGCGAGAAAGACUCUCUUAUCCAAGAACAAACUGUCGCCGCCACUAACAUCCUCUUUAGCCAGACGCCUCGUAACAGCAACUCUGCUCCUCCUUUCCGACGCUCCACCUCCGUCGUCUAUCCCUCUACUCAGCCGCCUCCCGCUUCCGCCGUCGCCGCUGUCACAGGUUCAGUUUCCGGCGUCCUGACUCCUAAGAAGUCUACUUGUGGAUUCGUUAGAAGCUCUAGCAAUAGGCAGAGAUCAAGCACUGAUCCUGUUCUCAAACCCAAUCAGCUUCUUGACAAGGCAAGCACUUUUAAUUGCCUACUUCCCCCUAACAUUGAGCUGAAGGUAGAAGGUGCGGAGACGAAGCGGUUCGUGCUGGUUCAUGGAGGAGGCUUUGGGGCAUGGUGUUGGUACAAAACCAUAACGCUCUUAGAGAAACAUGGCUUCCAAGUCGACGCCGUGGACUUGACCGGUUCUGGUGUUAGCUCCUUCGACACCAACAACAUCACCAGCCUCGCUCAGUACGUCAAACCACUCCUCCACUUCUUCGACACACUUAAACCCAACGAGAAGGUGAUAUUAGUGGGACAUGAUUUUGGAGGGGCUUGUAUGUCUUAUGCUAUGGAGAUGUUCCCUUCUAAGAUCUCUAAGGCUGUUUUCAUCUCUGCUGCUAUGUUGGCCAAUGCUCAAAGCACUCUUGAUCUCUUUAACCAACAGGCUGACUCAAAUUAUGAUCUGAUGGAACAAGUCCAUAUAUUCCUGUACGCAAACGGCAAAAAGAACCCUCCAACAGCCGUUGAUUUCGACAGAUCUUUGCUUAGGGACUUUUUCUUUAAUCAGAGCCCUCCAAAGGACGUUGCAUUGGCGUCGGUAUCCAUGAGACCAAUCCCGUUCGCGCCGGUUGUCGAAAAGCUUCACGUGUCGGAGAAGAACUACGGUUCAAUCCGACGGUUCUACAUCAAAACCAUGGAAGAUGAUUACGCUGUACCGGUUUCUCUCCAAGAAGCGAUGAUCAAAUCAAACCCUCCAGAACAAGUUUUCCAGCUCAAAGGCUCUGAUCACGCACCUUUCUUCUCUCGUCCUCAGUCACUGAACCGAAUACUCGUCGAGAUUUCUCAAAUACCUGCCAAGAAAAGUUCAUGA
Molecule: messenger RNA, 1392 nt
Organism: Thlaspi arvense
Lineage: Eukaryota; Viridiplantae; Streptophyta; Magnoliopsida; Brassicales; Brassicaceae
Source: the annotation of a GenBank genome assembly